ACGCCUCAAUGGAGUGGGCGCAUCCUACUGACGUCACUAAGUGGGCCGAUGCGCUGAAAAGAGUCGGUAGUUGUGAAGGGGCCCCAGGUGGGGCAAUUAUUAUAAGUGAAGCAAAAGGUGUUGGUCUCCAGGAAUAUGGCGGACCUCUUUUGGGUCUCCACCAGCAUUGUGAGCCUGGGGCAAUAAAGCUAGUCUGGAAGUAGAUCACCUCGUUAUGAGGAGGAAAGGUCUGCCUGUGGGAUACGUGGCAGGAGAACAUGCCUCAUGUGGCGAAGAAACCGUUGGUGUUUGUCCCAUCGCAGAUCGUGUUGAGGUGGACUCAGAACCAUGCGCGGACGCUGAAAUGCAGGCCGCCACAGAGCAUACAAGGAUGUUUAUAGACAUGAAAUGGGAAACUAGUGAAGAAGACUCUAAAACAGAUCCAUCAUCAGGACGUCUUUCAUUUCAUGCUAAGGAGGAAUCUUCUCCAUAUCGGGAGGCAGAUGUCUCUGACGGCGUUACAGAACACCUGCACACUAAUAAGAAAUUAAAUAUCAGUCACGUGUGUACAACAGCUGCUGUCUCCGUGGAACACGCCAAUAUUUACACUAAGGGGGAAGAUGUACGUGAAAAGGAAACUCGCAGUGAUGGCCAAGUACAUGCGUUUAAUGAACAAACACACUCAACGUGGGCUUCCACCGGUGAGCAACCCAACGAGACCAGUCUGAUGCAGGACGGUGACGCGGACCUCUGUAACCAUAAACCAUCCCACCAGAGAGUAUCCGAUACCUCCUCUCCACAUCAGGAGCGUUCUCACCAUGUUCAACAUCAGAACGUUCGUCUGGAUGGUACCGACCAAUCAGAGGGCAGUUCGGUAGAGAAGCCGCCAUUUACGUGUUCUGGGUGCGGGAAGUCGUAUAAAAAUAAAUUUCAGUUUAAUCUGCACCAGCGAAUACACGUUGGCGAUAAACCGUUCUCAUGCUCCGAUUGCGGGAAAUGUUUCGCCCGGAAGUCGGAGCUUGCCUCGCAUCAGAGGACACACACGGGGGAGAAGCCCUUUCCGUGCUCUGUGUGCGGGAAGCGAUUUGGUACGGUCUCGAGUGUAAUUGCACAUAGCAGGAUUCACACGGGCGAAAGGCCGUACGCCUGCUCCACGUGUGGGAAACGCUUCACCACCCAGUCCGGCGAGAAAGCGCAUCAGAAGGUCCACACGGGAGAGAAGCCAUUUGAAUGUUCAGACUGCGGGAAACGUUACGCCAAUCGUGGAUUGCUUAUGGUACACCAAAGAACUCACACCGGAGAGACGCCGUACUGCUGCGCCGUGUGCGGCAAGCGCUUCACCAACUUGUCGAGUGUUGCAGCUCAUAGGAAGGUCCACUCGGGAGAGAAGCCAUUCUCGUGCACUGAUUGCGGGAAGACCUUUGCUAUCAAAGGACAUCUCUAUGCUCACCAAAGGGUCCACACCGGCCAAAAGCCAUUUUCAUGUUCCGAGUGCGGUAAAUGUUUUGCUCAUGCGUCGGGCCUUACUGUCCAUCGAAAGUCUCACGUAGGAGAGCAGCCCUUCCCGUGCCCCGAAUGCGGGAAAUGUUUUCACAGCAACUCGAAUCUUCUUCGUCACCAGAGAAUACACACGGGGGAGAAGCCGUACUCUUGCUCCGAAUGCGCAAAGUCUUUUAACUGUAAGAGCAGUCUGGUUACCCAUCAGCGGAUCCACACGGGGGAGAAACCCUUCUCGUGUCCCGAGUGCGGGAAACGGUUUACGGAUCAGUCCGGCCUCGUCGCGCAUCAGAGGAUUCACACCGGGGAGAAACCUUUCUCUUGUGCUGCAUGCGGAAAGCGGUUUAGUAACCCUUCGGGUCUCCUUGGGCAUCAUAAAAUCCAUGCGAGAGACGAAGCAAUUAAUGAUCGCCUGACAAGUAACAUAGAAACAUAG
Messenger RNA from Spea bombifrons (plains spadefoot toad), 1912 nucleotides. RefSeq names its product gastrula zinc finger protein XlCGF57.1-like. NCBI's taxonomy places the organism in Eukaryota, Metazoa, Chordata, Amphibia, Anura, Pelobatidae. Gene Ontology annotation, cellular component: nucleus. Bases 215 to 1912 code for a protein of 565 amino acids. Gene Ontology annotation, biological process: regulation of transcription by RNA polymerase II. The record is from RefSeq and is a predicted model, not a curated record. Gene Ontology annotation, molecular function: DNA-binding transcription activator activity, RNA polymerase II-specific; RNA polymerase II cis-regulatory region sequence-specific DNA binding. The transcript has 2 exons.